GGAAAAGUGAAAUAGAUAGAUACACACACUCAGUGAAGGAGAAGAAGAAAGAAAAAAACAAAUCAGUCGGAAUAGUGGGAAAAUAAGAAACAGAGGCGAAAACGUUUUGUUUAAUCGGAGAUCACAAUCAUCGGUUUCAAUGGCGGAUCGGAGCAAAGGCUGUAUGAGAGAUGAAUUCGUGACGUAUGCUUACAUUUUACUUUACAUCGCCCUUUCUAGUGGUCAAAUCUUCUUUAAUAAGUGGGUUUUGUCAUCUAAGGAAAUCAAUUUCCCUUAUCCGCUUGGAUUGACGUUGCUCCACAUGAUCUUUUCCUCUGUCUUGUGCUUUAUUCUUACUAAAGUUCUUAAGAUCGUGGAGGUUGAGGAUGGAAUGACACUAGAAAUAUAUGUUACAUCAGUUAUUCCAAUAGGUGCAAUGUUUGCAAUGACCCUCUGGUUGGGAAACACUGCCUACCUAUACAUAUCAGUUGCAUUUGCGCAGAUGUUGAAGGCCAUAAUGCCUGUUGCUGUGUUUAUUCUUGGAGUAGCUGCUGGACUUGAAAUGAUGAGCUGCAGGAUGCUUUUGAUAAUGUCUAUCAUUAGUUUCGGUGUUUUAGUGGCUUCUUAUGGAGAAUUAAAUAUCAACUGGAUCGGAGUGGUUUACCAAAUGGGUGGUGUUGUUGGGGAAGCCUUGAGGCUGAUAUUCAUGGAACUUCUUGUCAAGAGGAAGGGCAUCAAAUUAAACCCAAUCUCUCUUAUGUACUACGUGAGUCCCUGCAGUGCUAUUUGCUUGUUUGUACCGUGGAUCUUUCUAGAGAAAUCGAAGAUGGAAGGCAAUGGCACAUGGAACUUCCAUUUUGUAGUGUUGACCCUUAAUUCCCUCUGUACAUUUGCCCUCAACUUGUCAGUUUUCCUGGUGAUUUCUCACACAAGCGCUCUCACUAUCCGAGUUGCUGGCGUUGUCAAGGAUUGGGUAGUUGUCUUGGUCUCAGCUCUUCUCUUUGCGGACACAAAACUCACAGUCAUUAAUCUUUUCGGUUACGCCAUAGCCAUUGCCGGUGUAGCAGCUUAUAACAACCAUAAGCUGAAGAAGGAAGCAUCCAAAGUUACCUCAGAAACUCCAGCUGAUGGUGAAUCAAUACCGUUGGUGACACAAGCUAAUACUAAUACAGAGAGAUGAUGAUGGCCUAGAUUCUUGAAAAAUAUAGUUUCUCACCAUCAGUCUUGAGGUAAUCUUUGAUUGUUUGUUUUCUCAUAUGUACCGUCCGAAUUAUAUAACUUACACAACACUAUCUGUACCAGAAAGAAAGGAAAAAAAAAAAGAUUUAAUCUAAUGGUUUGAUUCUCGUAAA
Capsella rubella is the source of this 1331-nucleotide messenger RNA. Its product is annotated as probable sugar phosphate/phosphate translocator At3g14410. The coding region runs from base 140 to 1159 and encodes 339 amino acids. The transcript is spliced from 7 exons. Lineage: Eukaryota; Viridiplantae; Streptophyta; Magnoliopsida; Brassicales; Brassicaceae. Gene Ontology annotation, cellular component: Golgi apparatus; endosome; trans-Golgi network. Gene Ontology annotation, molecular function: antiporter activity. The record is from RefSeq and is a predicted model, not a curated record.